GCAUGUAGCAGCCAGCACGGUAUCAAACAACACGUCCAGCACAGCAGGAAGAGCUAGUGCGAUACUAGUAUUCUCACCUGUUGAGUGUUCAGUAGAUCCAAAAGUCCACCGGGAUUAACAGCUGUGAGGUGAAACCCCGUGGACUACAUACAGCUGUUUAUACAUCUGGAAUCACAACGAAGUCAAUGAGAAUGAGCAAGAAGGCCACUGGAGCGCAGACCAUCUGUGAAGAGGAUGAGGAGGGAAGGGGGUCAGAGGAUGAGGAGUCCAGAGCCUGCGGUGUGUGUGGAGAUCUGGCCAAAGGUUACCACUUCAAUGCCUUGACAUGCGAAGGCUGCAAGGGCUUCUUCAGACGUGCCAUAAAGAGGUCAACGCAGCUCCACUGUCCAUUCCUGAAUAAAUGCAUUAUAACCAAAAACAACCGCCGGUCAUGUCAAGCCUGUCGCUUUCGUAAAUGCCAGGCCAUAGGCAUGCGCAAAGAGAUGGUCAUGUCGGAGAAGGAGGUAUUGGAGAGGAGGAUCCGAAUCAAGAAGAAAAAGAUGCUUGAUGCUCCAAUACAGCUUUCAUCCCAGCAGAAAGAAAUCAUUCAGGAGCUAGUCUGUGGCCACCGCAGCACAUUUGACUCAGCUUUUUCCAGCUUCAGUGGCUUUAGGCCUAUGGACAGAAUCCUCCUUUCUAUGAGUGAGUACAACAGGCCUACAAGUGAGCCCUUUAAUCCACUGACCAACUGCCCUACAAACACCUGCACUAAAGCUAGAAAAUCUGCCACAAACCCCAGAACAUCCUCAUAUGCCAACGCCCUCUCCUCCUCCUCCAGUCUCAGUGGUUCCUUUGAAAAACCAGGGAACCAAGAAGGAGAAGAGGUUAGCAAAAGCAGUGUUUUUACUGCUCUUCCACACAUGACUGACCUCACCACUUACAUGAUCCAGGACAUCAUUAGUUUCUCCAAAAGUCUACAGGACUUUCGGUCUCUAACAAUGGGGGACCAAAUUGCUCUGUUGAAGGGGGCCACAUUUGAAAUAAUGCAGAUCCGCUUCAACAUGGUGUUCAACGCAAAAACAAGUAUCUGGGAAUGUGGCCAAAUAACAUACUGCAUAGAUGACGCUGUACGAGCAGGUUUCCAGCCGCUCCUACUGGAGCCUUUGUUAAAAUUUCACCACACACUACGCAAACUGGGCCUGCAGGAGGAAGAGUAUGUUCUCAUGCAAGCCAUGUCCCUGUUUUCUCCAGGUAGCAGCAGGUCUUCAUCAGUUCAUCCCAGUCCUUUCUCAUCAAUCAUUUAUAAACCCUAUCGUCCAGGUGUGCUGCAGCACAGUGUGAUCGACGAGCUUCAUGAAAACUUGGCACUGACACUAAAGACCUGGAUUGACUGCAAGAGAAAAGGCCCAGAAAAACACUUGCUGUACCCCAAAGUGAUGGCCUGUCUCACAGAGAUGAGAACAAUGACUGAGGAGUACAGCAAACAGGUUCUGCAGAUCCAGGACAUCCAGCCUGACGAUAUCUCUCCUCUCAUAUUGGAGGUGGUCAGUAAAAACCCCUGUAAUGACUUUUAAUACAGACGCCUACUGUACAUGGACAGCUGAAGCACUCUGGGCUCACUUCUGUUAUUUAAUAAUGGAGACCCCAAACUGAAAAGUUAUACAAGCUGAAUGUGCUCCUUGAUUUAAAGCUAAGUAUUCUGUUAUUGUACAAAAGUGUCAAAAUACUAAAGAACGCAUUUCUGUCAUGCAACAGUCUUAAGCGUAGAAUGCAUGUUAACAUCACAGACUUGAGUCAAGUCUCAUCUUUCCUCUCCACACUACUCAAAAGUCAAGCAGCAUCAAGUUUUACGGUUUGUUUUGUUAACUGGUUACACAUUUGCUGGAUUAUAGUGAGUUUGUCACUUCUGUGUUAAUUGUUUUGCUUAUAGCGAAUACAUAUUGUGUGUCUAUGAACGAUUGUUGACCUAAAAGUUGAGAGGUUUAAUGUUUUUUGUUGCACAGAAUUGUCAGAGACCAUGAAGUGUCAGAAAAUGGAAAGAGCUGUAAUUGCAAAGACAAUCUCUACUUUUUACAUUUGUUACCUCAGUUUGUGUUUAGUUUUGUGUUUGGACCAUGUAAAUCAAAAAUGCUCUAUACUUAUGUUA
Xiphias gladius (swordfish) is the source of this 2125-nucleotide messenger RNA. It is a transcript of the gene nr1i2, whose product is annotated as nuclear receptor subfamily 1, group I, member 2. Gene Ontology annotation, molecular function: nuclear receptor activity; zinc ion binding; RNA polymerase II cis-regulatory region sequence-specific DNA binding. The coding region runs from base 186 to 1553 and encodes 455 amino acids. Lineage: Eukaryota; Metazoa; Chordata; Actinopteri; Istiophoriformes; Xiphiidae. Gene Ontology annotation, biological process: positive regulation of transcription by RNA polymerase II; cell differentiation; negative regulation of transcription by RNA polymerase II. The transcript is spliced from 9 exons. The record is from RefSeq and is a predicted model, not a curated record.